CCAAUGAACUAAAGUAUUUUUUGCUUGUAGAAGUAUUUAUAAAAGUUUUACUAAGUAUUGUGUUAAUAAAAUUAAACGAUAGAAGUAAUAGGAUGCUGAAUUAAUAUUUUAAAGCUUAGACUUGUGUAAACUGCAUGAAAUAUUUCGUAACAAGCUUCAAUAAUCAUAAGUGCGAUUUUUAAAGUUCAUUUACUCUUUCUUUGGCAUGCAGUAGCGCAAUUGUUGGUAAAAUUAUUAGGCGGUUCCAUUUAGGAAAAAUACCGACACAUAAUACAAUACAAAAGAAGUGAAAGCAGUAUUAGCGGCUCAAAAUUAAAGCUCAAGGUCGUUUGACUAGUUUCGUAGGGUGUGAGUACGUUCGGGAAAAUAAAAUAUGUCUAUCAGUUUUGAGAAACAUCGUCGGCAAAUAGAAGCUGCCUGGAAAGAUGUUUUAGACGACAAAAGUACCACAAAUUGGUCUUUGUUUGGCUACGAGGGUCAAAGUAAUGAACUGAAAGUAGUGGGCAGUGGUGAAGGUGGUGUGGAGGAAUUAUGUGAAGAUUUAAACAGCGGCAAAAUUAUGUACGCAUUUUUACGUUUGGAGGAUCCCAAAACUAGUUUAAAAAAAUUCCUACUUAUCAAUUGGCAGGGUGAAGGCGCUCCCGUUUUACGUAAAGGUACUUGCGCCAAUCAUAUUCAUGAUGUAGCCAAAAUUCUCUCUGGAGCUCAUUUGACUAUAAAUGCUCGAAACGAAGAUGACAUUGACUUAGAGCGCUUGUUGAAGAAAUUAAGUACUACAAGCUCGGCUUACAGUUUUAAAGAGCCUCGCUUGAUGGUGGAUGAACAGAAAACCCCUGUAGGAACUAACUAUACGCGAGUAAUACCUACAAGGGAAUUGAACCCAAGUGUUAUGCAAGAUUUUUGGAAGAAGGAAGAGGAAGAAGAAAAACAUCGUUUGGCUGCAGAAAAAGAACAAAAACGUCUGCAGCAAGCCAAACUCGAGCAAGAGCAAAGGUCGCGCGAAGAGAAAGAACAUUUGGAGAGAGAAAAGAAACUACAAACAAAUAAAUUGCAAUCAGCCCAUGUGCCCAUUAAAACUUCUCCACAGCCCCUAAGCCCUGAAAAAACUGUGGCCAGUAAUUUUCAAAAUGCACUAACCGAAGCUGAGCGUAUGCGCCAGCAGCGUAGUCAAGAAGCCAGAGAAUUGAUAGGGUCCCGGGUAUUGGCCGCUAAGGCUAUGUUCACGAAACACACUAGUGAAGGGCAAUUGCAGACUAAACUUAAUACAGCACCCCCAGCUAAGCCAGUACGUAAUUCUAUAACUCAACGUAUAAAUGCCUUUAACCAGUCACAAGUAGAGCCACCUAAUGCUGCUACUUCGUCCCUCAAUUUAACCGGCAAAGCUUUUAUGCCACCACAGCCAGUAAUUCAAGAAGAGCAAAAUUCUUUAGAAACUAAUGAAAAGCAACAAGUUGAAGAAUCUAAUCAUAAUUCUCUGGAGCAGCCCGUGAAACCAGAAAUAACUGCUAUCGCUAACAAUGAGGAAGACAGCCAUAAUAUUGAUGAUUAUCCUUUAGAACCAGAUGCCGAACAAUUCUCUACUAUUAAGAGAUCUCCACAUAGUAAAUCGAAUUCCUUGCAGUCACCUGAUGAAACUUCUUCAUCUAACAAUACCGAUACUGCCUUGUAUCAAGAUGAGGAAUCCGAAGAAGAAGAAGAAGAAGUAGUACGCACAAAGGUUUCGGUUACCGUACAACAAUCCCAAUCGCAAUCACAAAUACAAACUACUGCCAAAAAUGGUUUUAUAAUGAGUUCGUUGGAUAGAAGUGAUAUACAAGACCUGGUUAAUGAGGAUGAUUUUAUAUGCCAAGAUUCUCUAGGGGAUUUAGGUUUACGAGCCCGUGCUUUGUACGACUAUCAAGCUGCUGACGAAUCUGAAAUAACCUUUGACCCCGGUGACAUUAUCACUCAUAUCGACCAAAUUGAUGAGGGUUGGUGGCAAGGCUUGGGGCCCGAUGGCACUUAUGGUCUUUUUCCAGCAAACUAUGUAGAAAUCAUAGACUAAGCCACAAUGCACCUAAAAACAUACGCAUACAAAAGAAUUGCUUAAGGAAUUUUUGCAAAGUAUAUAUAAUCUUGCACCACGAUCAGCAUUCCUGUGGUUAAGCACAUCUAAACCUCUAUUUAGAACAUACUCUUGUAGAACAAAAAAUUGUUUUUCCGCAACUUUGGUGCCAAUCAUGUUCUAUUUUUUUUUUCUUUUUUUUGCUUUCAUUUUUAAAAUUUAAUACAUUUUUUAUACCAUAUCAUCUAAUUGAACUCAAACUUUUUCACAACGAUUGCGUCCUUUUGUUUAUUGAAACUUAAUUUACAAUUUUUUAACAUUAAGUAAACAUCACCCUAGCGACUUUCAAUUU
Glossina fuscipes is the source of this 2396-nucleotide messenger RNA. It is a transcript of the gene Abp1, whose product is annotated as drebrin-like protein. The coding region runs from base 374 to 2044 and encodes 556 amino acids. Gene Ontology annotation, biological process: positive regulation of axon extension; neuron projection morphogenesis; positive regulation of dendritic spine morphogenesis. The record is from RefSeq and is a predicted model, not a curated record. Lineage: Eukaryota; Metazoa; Arthropoda; Insecta; Diptera; Glossinidae. Gene Ontology annotation, molecular function: actin filament binding. The transcript is spliced from 8 exons. Gene Ontology annotation, cellular component: cortical actin cytoskeleton; actin filament; postsynaptic membrane.